This is a messenger RNA of Micropterus dolomieu (smallmouth bass), 2354 nucleotides long. Its product is annotated as E3 ubiquitin-protein ligase RNF31. Bases 236 to 2311 code for a protein of 691 amino acids. The transcript is spliced from 18 exons. Gene Ontology annotation, molecular function: ubiquitin protein ligase activity; zinc ion binding; linear polyubiquitin binding. Gene Ontology annotation, cellular component: LUBAC complex. The record is from RefSeq and is a predicted model, not a curated record. Gene Ontology annotation, biological process: protein linear polyubiquitination; protein transport. Lineage: Eukaryota; Metazoa; Chordata; Actinopteri; Centrarchiformes; Centrarchidae.
UCCAGAGAAACCGCUGUAGAUACUAAACAACUUCUUCGCUUGUCAAAACCAGUUCGAUUCUCUGAGAAUGACCGGAAACAGCUGUUUUUCUGCGCUAAUUAAAAUGUAGCCUUUCGUAUCUGUGCUUUUAAUCUGAAAACCUAGACGCGGAAGAGGGUGUGUCAUGUUGACCUGAAGCUGUUAGCCUGCUAGCCGCUAGCUGCUAGCUGCCGGCAGGUGAUGAGUUCCUGAUAAAAUGCCGAGAGUCGGAGCUGAGGAGGAGCUGCGGACUCUGACGGAGUGUCAGUACAGUUACCCCGUGGAGGUCCUGAGUGAUGUGAAGAGGCUACGCUCCUCCUUCUCUGAUCUGCGCCUCCAUGUGGAUUUUUACUGUUUUCCAAACAAAGAGAAGAAGAAGCUGGUUUACCUGGCCGGGACCGUACCUGUUCACUAUGAAGUAAAGUACGACGAUAGCUGGAAUCCAGUGUUCUGUCCGGUCAGACAGAGAACCGCGAUUGAAGGAAGUGAGUAUAAUAUCCCAGUGUGUAUCUGGCUCCAUGAGACCCACCCUGUGUCCCGGCCUCGCUGUUACGUCUGUCCUUCUGGCUCCAUGGUGAUAAACCCCUCCUGCCCAUGCGUGGACGCCUCCGGUAACAUCAGCCUGGACGGACUGGCGAAAUGGACUCAGGGUGGGUCCAACCUGUUGCUGCUUGUGUCAGAGAUGAGGCGGGCCUUCCAGAAGGAUACGCCCCUUUAUGCCAGGUGUCCCGUACAAACCCCGCCCCCUGCAGGUGUGCAGGUGUCACAGUCAGCUGGAAGCACCUUCUCCUCUCCGCUCAGCCAGCGUCUCCCCCUCACUUGUUCUCACCCGUCUGGACCAAAAGCCAUCCAGUGGGAGCAGAGCAGGGAGGUGAGGGUGAGGAGGUCGUAUACCGAGGAGCUGCUGGGGAUCGACUUCAGUGCUCCUCCUCCUUCAUCUUCCUCCUCCAAUAACCACAGCAACCCCUUUCUGAGCUGCUCCUCCUCCUCAGGUGUCCCCCCUACAGACCCUCUUAGCAGGAUGAUGGGAACUCUGAGGCUGGACAGGGAGUCCAGCAGAGACCAGCGGGCUGACUCACCUGUGCGUACGGUCCAAUCAGAAGCUGCCAAAGGCAAACAUAUGGCAGGAUGUGUGGUUCUGAUUCCGGGAUCUGGGCCAGCAGCUGGACUGCAACAGGGCCUCAGUACACAGAGACUUCCGUCACAACCAGCAGCUGGAGUGGACCAUAUGAAGAUGGCGGCUCGUCUUCCUCCAAACCAGGCCGCCAUAUUCCUGUCUCUGAUGACCAUGGAGGGGAGGAGCUUCAGCCCCACUGAUGUGAUGGAGGCUGUCCAACUCAACAGAGAUUUCCCAUCAGCCCUCAAGUUUCUGACUUACAGCUGCCCCAUCUGUCAAGAGCAGGUGUCCUUCAGCAAGAUCAUCACCAUGACUCACUGCUCCUGUUUUCUGUGUCAGACGUGUUUUAAGACGUUUUUCUCGUCGGCCAUUAAAGAGAAAAGUAUCGAUCAACUGGUUUGUCCUCAGUGUGGCCGACCUGAGGUCAGAGGUCAGGGAGGGAUGGAGGAGUCCAUGGACUACUUCAACCUGCUGGACACACAGAUCCGUCACUUCCUGCCUCCUCAGAUCCACGAACUCUUCCAGAGGAAACUCAGAGACCGGGCUCUGCAGGAGAUGCCCAACUUCAGCUGGUGUGCUCAUUGUUCGUUCGGCAUGCUUCAUGAAGCCGGCAGGUUGAGGAUGGACUGCCCCAGCUGUAAGAAGAGUACCUGCUGUCAGUGCAGAUCACCUUGGUCUCCCCAACAUCAGGGACUCUCCUGUGACCAGUUCAGAGUCUGGCAGCAGCAGAACCAGCCAGACCACCACAACACCUCCCUGCUCAGCUACAACAGCAUCGAGUGUCCAAACUGUCAGUGUGUCUUCAGUCUGUGUAGAGGAGGUUGUCUUCACUUCACCUGCAGUCAGUGUCAGCAUCAGUUCUGUGGAGGCUGCAGUCAACCCUUCACUCCCGGCUCUGCCUGCGGUUUUUCUGCUGACUGUGGAACCAAAGGUCUUCACGCCCACCACCCCAGAAACUGCCUUUACCACCUGAGAGACUGGAGCGUGGCCAGGCUACACCUGCUGCUGCAGUAUUACAGAGUGUCUCCUACCUGGCUGGAACCAACAAAUGGCAGCUCACCUGGUACCUGUCAGACAGGAGUGUGUCUGGUUUUGGAGCUGAGAGACGAAAGCAGCAGACGGGAGGAGCCCUGUGGACGACCUGCUCUACCUGAGUACAGAGGAUACUGCCAGUAAGACCAUCACUCCCUGAACCAACUAUGAGUCUAACCAUAGUCCC